CAACAUGAUGGCAUAGAUGAACAGAUUCUGUACAUACCUAAAUCGUGUGCUAAUGUUGAACAACUGAUAGGUCCUUCUUCUCUCUAAGAGAGAGCAGUUCAUCGCAGCAUUCAGGUAUACGUGCAAAAUUUGUUCAAGCAUGGCUGUCUUCGAGGCAUCCUGGUUGAAACCCUUUAUGGACGAGAGCGAAGGUAACUCAACACCUGUGCAAGGGCUGAAAGCACUCUAUUCCGAGGCUCUGCUAGCUGCAUACUACAGCACAGCUGACACGAAUAGUGCAUUUAAUUCGGGGGAUACAGCUUCCGAUGAUCACGAGAACACACUCACUCCAGCAUUACCGACACGGAUACCACUGACAGAGCGACAGUGGGAGACUGCGAUGACGCGCUUCAGGCGGAAGAAGAUUAUGGACGAACGUGGAUUAACUCGGAUUUGGUCUCGGAUCAUAGUAGUAGAAGAGACGGAUGUCACGACGCCUAUCGGUUUGGAACAGCCAACUCGUUCUCCUCUAACACGAGAACAGCAGAUCACUAAAGCCUCGUGUUUAAGGCGCAAAACCUCGAUGAGACUCUCGGGGAUUACGCGUGUGUGGGAUGUUGCAACGAGGAAUCAAGAAAAACUAGCACUACGUGAUGAUCUGUUCUGGGGUGGAUCUGACACACUGGACCAAUCACCCAAGAACCGACGUCGCAGGCGAAAGCGGAUCAUGAUUAGACGAGGCUUGUCUCGAAUAUGGAGGUUGCCAGAGAUAGUUCAUUCGCACGUCACUGCAAUGCAGCAAGAUGGCAUGACAGUAGGGGAGGACGAAACCUGUCUCUACCACUCACGAAAGGAUGCCAUCCCCGAUAGCGACUAUGCUGAAUCUCAGGCCGCCUACUUAGUCGCACCGUAUGUGCCAACGAUGGUACUGAGCGUCUCUGAUCUAACCACUUCAACCCGCGGACAGUACUUGGCCGUGGAUGCCUGAGCUUCCCUUAUACAUGCGAAGUGUACACAUGUCGUUCCAAAUGAAUUCUAAGUAGUAGAACGAAUUCGCAUGAUUCACAGGGUGAAUUUCGUCGCUGGCCAACCGCUUCAUGAAUACUUUUGUACAUAGUAACCAAAUUCAGUAUGUGGAGGGGGACAACUAGCGCAAGGUUGUUUGCAUUCAGCCAUUACUAAUUCGAUUGUGAUCACCCACAUUGGAGCGACGGCCCAGAGGAAACCGAAUAUUUUGCCCAGACCAUAAACUCUGAACGGGAAAAGUCUCGACAGGAUUUCGAAAAGCAUAGGCCGAUCAUCAUUGGUGAAGAACGUCACAGCUUUGCCCUGACGGCCCGCACGCCCAGUUCGUCCAAUGCGAUGGAUAUAAUCCGCAGUCGAUUGUGGGAAAUCGUAGUUCACCACGAGAUUCACCCCUUUGAAAUCGAUACCACGCCCAAGUAUAUUGGUUGCAAUUAGCACCCAUAUCUCGCCUAAACGGAAUUUCUUGAUAACGUUCUCUCGCUGCAGUUUAUAUGUACGGGUAAGAGUAUUAAAUCAGAUAUGGUGUUCGCAAUGGACAGUAAUAUUGAAUGCAAUACAAACAAUCGUGAUCGAUUCAUUUCAAAUCAAAUAUACGCACAUAUGCAAUCCAAUGAUUCAAUUCAUGUAUACAUAUAGGCACAAAAUAAAUUC
Sphaeroforma arctica JP610 is the source of this 1656-nucleotide messenger RNA. RefSeq lists its product as hypothetical. The transcript has 6 exons. Lineage: Eukaryota; Ichthyosporea; Ichthyophonida. Bases 140 to 967 code for a protein of 275 amino acids. The record is from RefSeq and is a predicted model, not a curated record.